AUGUUGUUCGGUGCUGUCAUCUCGACGGGCCUUAUGUCCAGUGCGGCCAUAGCGGCCUCGCUUACCCAGGUUCCGAACUACAACAACAAUGCGACGUCCAAAGCACAGAUGUACGUGUACAAACCGGAUAACGUAGUCGAGAAUCCACCAUUAGUGGUUGUCAUCCACUCGUGUCAGUCCUCGGCGCAGGCGUAUUUCCAGAACAGCGCGAUUCCGUGGCGCCAGGGUUCAGACAAAAAGGGUUAUAUCACAGUUUGGCCGUCUUCGCCUAACAGUGGUACCUGUUGGGACGUGUCAUCCAAGAGAUCUCUGACGCAUCUAGGCGGUGGUGACUCCCAAGCCAUCGCAAAUAUGAUCCUAUAUGCCAUCUCUGAGUAUAAGGUUGACCCUGAACGGGUCUACGUCACCGGCGGAAGCAGCGGUGCUAUGAUGUCAAAUGUACUUGCUGCCACGUACCCGGAGCUCAUCAAAGCCGUAUCUCUGUACAGUGGUGUAGCUGCCGGCUGCUUUGUUAGCUCGUCUGGUGGCGUUGACCAAUGGAACAAUAGCUGCAGCGGCGGACAAUCACGGGCUACCCCCGAAAAGUGGAAGCAGGUAGUGUUGGAUAUGUAUCCCGGAUACGAAGGACCGAGGCCUAAGAUGCAGAUCUGGCACGGUAGUGCCGACAGCACGUUGGCGCCGCAGAACUACCAGGAGGAAAUCAAGCAAUGGACUGCUGUCUUCAACGUGAGCCAGGAACCUACGAGCUCUGUGCAGAACAACCCCAAACAAGGAUACACGACAAAUAAUUUCGGCGAGUUUGUUCAAGGCAUUUACGCACAAGGCGUAGGCCACAGUGUACCGUCCAACCUGACAGCUAGUGAGAUAUGGUUCGGCUUGUGA
Molecule: messenger RNA, 882 nt
Organism: Daldinia caldariorum
Lineage: Eukaryota; Fungi; Ascomycota; Sordariomycetes; Xylariales; Hypoxylaceae
Product: carbohydrate esterase family 1 protein
Exons: 2
Coding region: 1-882 (293 amino acids)
Cellular component (GO): extracellular region
Molecular function (GO): hydrolase activity
Source: RefSeq, a predicted model, not a curated record